Messenger RNA from Malurus melanocephalus (red-backed fairy wren), 3215 nucleotides. It is a transcript of the gene SHC1, whose product is annotated as SHC adaptor protein 1. NCBI's taxonomy places the organism in Eukaryota, Metazoa, Chordata, Aves, Passeriformes, Maluridae. The record is from RefSeq and is a predicted model, not a curated record. The transcript is spliced from 13 exons. Gene Ontology annotation, cellular component: plasma membrane. Bases 787 to 2445 code for a protein of 552 amino acids. Gene Ontology annotation, biological process: intracellular signal transduction; cell surface receptor protein tyrosine kinase signaling pathway. Gene Ontology annotation, molecular function: receptor tyrosine kinase binding.
CUCUGGAGCUGUGCAAAGCAGUGUUCCAUCCUCCAGAGGGACACSACUGGGCUUUGGUAAGGCUGAUCCGGGUCCAGAUCCUCCUUCCCUGCCACCAGCCUUGAUCCCUGACAUCCAAAGGGCCUGGUCACCACCUGUGCUUGGCAGUGGUGUCGUGCUGCAGGGGUCAAUCUCCACGGCCAUUGCCGAACAUAGCCCUCCUUAUCUCGCUGCCUUCUAAGCUAACUUGGACAGCUGGCACAGACCCCAGAUAAGGUACAAUUGCUGCCAGGAAGUAAAUCAUGUCUGUUGCCCUGCACUGCUCUGCUGGCCCAACCUCCGGUGGGGGUGGGAGUGAGAAGAGCUGCUACUGCUUCGCUUGCCUUGUUUUCCUCUCACAGAGCUUCCUGCCUCUCCCAGCUCACCCCUUGUAUUUUCUUUCCAUGACUCCUGUCUUCAUUGUUCCUUUGGGAGCAAGCCCUGGGAGCUCUGUGKGUAAUUUUGCAUCAGGGUGCCAGCUUAGAGGGUGGAAGAGGGGGCAGCUCUGCCCCCCCUGGGCUGCCUGCACUCUCCCUCCUUGUGUGUGGCUUUCCAGUACUGUUUUUUGGGCUGGGCAGGGAUUGGCUCCGACACUUGUUUUGGGUCACAGAGUGACUCUUGAUCCCUGAUACCAUUUGCCAGUGYGGGCAUGGCCUAGGCAGUGCCAGGCUCAGCCUUGUGCUCCUGCCCCAGCACAUCCCACCUCCAUCCUCUCUCCAAUGGGAAGAAGGUGGCUUCCAUGUCUCCCUGACCCCAUGUGUCAGCAGCAUGUUGCAGGGCAGCCACAGCCCCAUCCACCUGUGGACAGCAUGGAGGAGCAGGGUCUGCCUCUUAGUGCCAYGGUCCCUGCCUCAGCGGGCUGGGACAGGGCUGGCUAACUCCCUGUUUGUCCCCGAACCGCAGGUCGGAGUGCCAGACGAGAGGGGCUGUGUGUCUCUGCUCCCUGCCCAGGGCCUGCCCUGCCCUCCGCCAGCGAUGGAGUAUGUGGAUAUGAACAAGCUGAGCUGUGGGAAGAAGACGCGGGUGGAAGGUGGCCAGCUGGGGGGUGAUGAAUGGACCCGCCAUGGCAGCUUUGUCAAUAAGCCAACCCGUGGCUGGCUGCAUCCCGAUGACAAGGUCAUGGGCUCCGGGGUCUCCUACCACGUCCGGUACAUGGGCUGUGUGGAAGUGCUCCAGUCCAUGAGAGCUCUGGAUUUCAACACCAGGACACAGGUGACCAGGGAGGCCAUUGGACUGGUGUGUGAGGCUGUKCCUGGUGCCAAGGGAGCUGUGAGGAGAAGGAAGCCCUGCAGCCGCUCUCUGAACUCCAUCUUGGGCAAGAGCAACCUGAAGUUUGCAGGCAUGCCCAUCACCCUGACCAUCUCCACUAGCAGCCUCAACCUCAUGGCCUCAGACUGCAAGCAGAUCAUCGCCAACCACCACAUGCAGUCCAUAUCCUUCGCAUCGGGGGGAGACCCGGACACAGCCGAAUAUGUUGCCUAUGUUGCCAAAGACCCCGUCAAUCAGAGAGCCUGCCAUAUCCUGGAGUGUCCUGAAGGCUUGGCACAGGAUGUGAUCAGCACCAUCGGGCAGGCCUUCGAGCUGCGCUUCAAGCAGUACCUGAAGAACCCCCCAAAGCUGGUGACCCCCCAYGACAGGAUGUCAGGGUUUGAUGGCUCUGCCUGGGAUGAAGAAGAGGARGAACCAGCCCCAGAUCACCAGUACUACAAUGACUUCCCCGGCAAGGAGCCUCCCAUCGGGGGUGUCGUGGACAUGCGGCUGCAGGAUGGGGCUGCUCAGACACCCAAUCACUUGGGUGCCACUCUGCCUGUUGGCCAAUCCUCCAGUGGGGACUAUGACCCCCAGAAGCAGCACACUCCUGCCCAAGCAGGGAGAGAGAAAUACCCAGCUCCAGCAGGCACGUCGGGCCGCACGGACCUGUUUGAUGACCCGUCUUACGUCAACGUGCAGAAUGUAGACAAGACACGCCAAGCUUUGGCUGCCAGCACCCCAGCCACGGCCAACGGCAGCGCACAGAGGGACCUUUUUGAUAUGAAGCCUUUUGAAGACGCCCUGCGUGUGCCCCCAUCUGUGCCCGGGGGGCUGCCCCCUGCCCAGGUAGUGGCCUCCAUGGAGGAGCAGCUGAAACGGGAGCCCUGGUACCAUGGCAAGAUGAACCGCAAGGAGGCUGAGAAGCUGCUGAAGGUGAACGGAGACUUUCUGGUGCGGGARAGCACCACCACCCCAGGCCAGUACGUGCUGACUGGCUUGCAGGGUGGGCAGCCCAAGCAUUUGCUGCUCGUCGAUCCUGAGGGAGUGGUGCGGACAAAAGAUCACCGCUUUGAGAGCGUCAGCCACCUCAUCAGCUACCACAUGGACAAUCACCUGCCCAUCAUCUCGGCCGGCAGYGAGAUGUGCCUGCAGCAGCCAGUGGAGAGGAGACUGUGAGCGCCCGGGGGUCCCAGUGCGCAGCACCCCCGAUGUGCAGCCCCCUGGCUGUGUUCCAUGCCCCAGGGAACCCUCAGACUCUUCUAGGUGCUCUGCCCGGGACUGAGCAUGGACUUGGCUGAGGACAGGGCCUCUCUCCUUUCACCACGUGGAGCUGGUGACCAUGGGGGGCUCAGGCUGUGAGUGCCUGCAGGGUGGGGGACUGUUACUGCAAAGCCCCUGCCCCUCCAGCUCUAGCCUUUGCAAAGCAGCUCAGCUCCUACCAAAACUUAGCCCUGCUGUUGUGCCACAGCCUUUCUCGUGCUCACCAGCACAGGAUCAGGGCAGGGCUGAGCCCUGYCUGAGCCAGAGGCAGCCUGACCAUAUCUCUGGCCCCUGGGCCAAGGAGGGGGCCCAUGGGGGGGCUCCGCUCCCCUGAGCACGAGGCCCUCGACUGUACCRGAUCACUUUAUAUGUUAAUUCUGUGCCUUGACCCCGCAGGUCCCACACUCUUAUGCAAGGGCAGGGGCUGGGGACAGAGUCUCCCCCGUGUUCCCAGCACUCUGUACCCCAUCCGUGACAUGCUUGUGCUCCAGGACAUGUGCCACCACGUCCCCUUCCCGCUGUCCACCCCGGCUGGGCACGGACAGCUCUGGCGGCCCCGGAGGGGUGGCGGAGGACCCCCCCUGCAUGCACAGUGUAACUCCCCGCAAGCCAAAGCGCAGCCCCGGGCCCCUGGCCCCGCUAUACCAAAGGAACUGGCGGUUGUAUUAAAGUUGGUAUUUCUCUAG